Leguminivora glycinivorella is the source of this 1439-nucleotide messenger RNA. RefSeq names its product probable 3-hydroxyacyl-CoA dehydrogenase B0272.3 (gene 3HCD). Gene Ontology annotation, molecular function: NAD+ binding; (3S)-3-hydroxyacyl-CoA dehydrogenase (NAD+) activity. The transcript has 6 exons. Gene Ontology annotation, biological process: fatty acid beta-oxidation. Lineage: Eukaryota; Metazoa; Arthropoda; Insecta; Lepidoptera; Tortricidae. The coding region runs from base 164 to 1096 and encodes 310 amino acids. Gene Ontology annotation, cellular component: mitochondrion. The record is from RefSeq and is a predicted model, not a curated record.
UCCCCGACUCGGGCCGAGAUCGAGAGUCAAUCAACCGAUCUUGAACUUUGGAACCAACUUUUCUUUAUUAAUUUAUCUUCAUUUGAUUUAUAGGCGCGACUGGUAGACCACAUAGCCCUCACAGGGUUUGUUUGGUAAGAAGUUUUAAUCACCAUAGCCCAAGAUGAUGCAGUUCGGCAUAAUUGCAAGGAACUUCUCAAGUUCGUCGGCUGUACAAAGUGCAGUUAAGAAUGUGACCGUCAUUGGCGGCGGUUUAAUGGGAUCCGGCAUCGCUCAGGUUGCUGCUCAAGCUGGCCAGAAUGUGACUCUCGUAGAUGUGAGCUCUGAUGUCCUCGCGAAGGCUCAGAAGUCCAUUGGUGGAAACCUUGGCCGCGUUGCCAAGAAAACGUUCAAGGAUGAUGCUGCCGCUGGUGAGAAGUUCGUCAAAGAGUCCCUUGGCCGCAUCAAGGCCUCCACAGAUCCGGUGGAGGGUGCGAAGAACGCUGACCUAGUUGUAGAAGCCAUUGUGGAGAACAUGGAAGUGAAACAUAAGCUGUUCAAGCAACUGGACCAGGCAGCACCCGCCCACACCAUUUUGGCGUCCAACACAUCUUCGCUCUCUAUCAAUGAGAUCGCCGCCGCCGUGAAGAGGAAAGACAAAUUCGGCGGCCUCCAUUUCUUCAACCCCGUCCCCGUCAUGCGACUGCUCGAAGUGGUCCGGGGCGACGCCACCUCCGACGGCACCUACCAGACCAUGAUGGAGUGGGGCAAGGCCGUCGGCAAGACCUGCAUCACCUGCAAGGACACUCCUGGGUUCGUGGUCAACCGGCUGCUUGUGCCAUACAUCGCUGAGGCCAUCAGGCUGUACCAGAGAGGCGACGCCUCAGCCAAAGACAUAGACAUCGCCAUGAAGUUGGGCGCCGGAUAUCCGAUGGGUCCCCUCGAGCUCGCCGACUACGUGGGCCUCGACACCAACAAGUUCAUCCUCGACGGUUGGCACAAGAAGUACCCCAAGGAAACGCUCUUCAACCCUAUCCCUGCGUUGGACAAGAUGGUGGCGAAGGGCAGGUUGGGGGUUAAGAGCGGAGAGGGAUUCUAUAAGUACGAUAAGAAAUGAGGCUGCUUAUAAAAGUUAUAACAGGCUUAGCCAAAGUGGCAAAUGCGGGCGUAGCACACUAGCGUGAUAAACUUUAUUGCAUCGGUGCGUCCUUACGAAUAGUGCAAAAAGGCGGUUUGUGAUAAAUUUUAUCAGUCUUAUCGCGCUGUGUGCUAGGCCCGCUGAUCACACUACGUAGCGUAUUAUUCUUUCUCUAUCGCUCUUUCAUAUUGGUAGACAGAGCCAGUUGCGUUUAGAUUGUCAUUUCGGCUAAGCCAGUAAACUGUAAUGUAAUCAUGUUGAGUAUUGUGAAUAGAUUGUAAGAGAAUUUUAUGAGAUCAAUAAAAUAUUGUUUUUAAAUGUU